Molecule: messenger RNA, 723 nt
Organism: Sphenostylis stenocarpa
Lineage: Eukaryota; Viridiplantae; Streptophyta; Magnoliopsida; Fabales; Fabaceae
Source: the annotation of a GenBank genome assembly
AUGGCCAGCGUGAAGGUUGCAUGCUUGGUUCUGAUGUGCAUGGCUGUGGUGAGUGCACCAAUGAUGGUGCAGGCCAUUACAUGCGACGAUGUGUCAAAGGCCCUGAUACCGUGCCUACAUUACCUGAUGAAUGGUGGAGAGGCUUCAGAAGGGUGCUGUAGCGGAGUGAAGAACAUUCUGGGUGCUGCCGGCACCACCGUCGACAAACAAACUGUGUGCAAAUGUCUCAAGGACGCUGCUGGUAAGUAUAAAAUCAAUGACCAGUAUGCACAGGAACUCCCUGGCGCCUGCAAGGUCAAUGUCCCUUACGCCAUCAGCCGCUCCACCAACUGUGCAAAUCCAUUUGAGAAAUAUAACAUUACUAUGGCAACUAUGGCUAGCGUGAAGGUUGCAUGCAUGGUUGUGAUGUGCAUGGCUGUGGUGGGUGCACCCGUGAUGGUGCAAGGUGUUUCAUGCAAUGAUGUGACAAUGAACCUUGCACCGUGCCUACCUUACCUGAUUAAUGGUGAAGCUGCUUCAGAUGCGUGCUGUGCAGGAGUUAGGAGCACUCUGGGUGCUGCUGGAACAACCUCUGACAAACAAACCGUGUGCAACUGUCUUAAGGAUGCUGCUAAUAACUUUGGCAUCAACGAUGGUUACGCUCAGGCACUCCCUGGCCUCUGCAAGGUCAAUGUCCCUUACAAGAUCAGCCGCUCCACCAACUGUGCAAACAUCAGGUUGUAG